Molecule: messenger RNA, 438 nt
Organism: Colletotrichum destructivum
Lineage: Eukaryota; Fungi; Ascomycota; Sordariomycetes; Glomerellales; Glomerellaceae
Exons: 1
Coding region: 177-383 (68 amino acids)
Source: RefSeq, a predicted model, not a curated record
ACCCGACAUCACCAUCUUUUUUUCUUCCUUUCCUCCCUUUUGCACCCUCUCCCACCUCUGUUUCUGCCUACCACUCGCGUCCAGCACUUGUCGUCUGAGUGUUUCCCCUCCCCUUUUUGAAUGUCUACUCCGGGUGGCGCAUUGCUCGUUGCUCCUUCCCUCCAAACCUCUGCCCAAUGUUUGUCUCCCCAACUUCAUCACCCCGAGUACCUGCCACCACAACAAGCCUUGGAGCCGACGCCCCAAUCCCACCACCACACCCAUCAUCGUCACCGUUGCCUCUGCCUCUGCCCUCGAUCCGACGUUGUCGUUCACGAAGCACCUGCUACCUACCAAGUUAUGGAUCGCGCGCGCACUCAGGGAUUGGUUUCGAGAGCGUGUGAGCACAGCACGUAGCUUCAGGUUCUUCCAUCGUUUUGUUCCCUUCUUGAAUUUUUU